CCGUGUUUUCUCCCCGGCUCUCCGCAGCUGUGUUCCCCGGCCAGAGGAGCUGAUCUCCGGGUGUCUGCAGCGGCAUGGCCCGGUCCUUUUGAUCCGAGCGGAGCGUCUCCUCCUCGGCCUUUUCUCCCCCAGAUUCUCCCUCCUUCAGCGGAGAAAUGAGGAACCCUCUGCCCGGGGCGGUGCUCUCUCUCUGGAUCCUUCUGGAGUGUGUCGAGGCCAAGAAGUACUGCUGGUAUUUUGAAGGCGGAUACCCGAUCUCCUUCAUAUGUCGCUCGUAUGAGGACUGCUGUGGGACUCGCUGCUGUGUGAGAGCUCUCUCCAUCCAGAGACUAUGGUACUUCUGGGUGCUCCUGAUGAUGGGCGUGUUGUUCUGCUGCGGCGCAGGGUUCAUCGUGCGCAGGAGGAUGUACCCUUCACCUCUGAGAGACGACUUCAACGUGUCCUUCACCAGACACCCUGCCAACUCUCCUGUCUCCCAGCAGCCGGGGGCCAUGCAGGGCUUCGGGGUGAACGGGAUGACCUCUGACCCAGCAGGGGGUCCCUCUGGCUCCGCCCACAUGUUCCCAGCUCAGCCUGGCUCCGCCCACAUGAUGAUGAGCGCCUACCCCCCCCCUCCGUCAUACUGCAACCACCCCCCUCCCUCAUAUGAACAGAUAUUUAACAACGCCGACAAGAAGUGACGUCUGCAGAGAAAAGAGAGAUGAACUGUGAGAAAGGAAAUGAUCAGAGGGUUUUGUGGAUGUAAGACUUUUAAAAACACACACUUCCUGUAAUGAAGAAACACACACACACACACACACACACACACACACACUGUUGUUGAAAGCGUAUUGAACACAUAUCCUCUCUCCACUAAGUGAUGAGCUGUCUUUUCCUAAAGAGCUCCAGUUCAACAUGAGAUGGGAAAUGAUGAAGUACGCUCUAGUGCUUUCUGUUUAGUUUCUUUGUCAGAUGUUCUAGCAUGGAGCGUGUUCAUGAACGCCUCUGGAGAAGCGCGUUUCCCUCAGGGCGUUGUGUUCAUAUCAUUAGUAAAGAAACACAAUGAAAGCAGAGCAGAGAAAGAUCUUGAGAGGGGAUGUCUGCAUUGCUUUCCCUGCAGCUAGUCCAGUGAAGGGUUGCACAGGUUGCACAGGUUGCACAGG
Molecule: messenger RNA, 1142 nt
Organism: Trematomus bernacchii (emerald rockcod)
Lineage: Eukaryota; Metazoa; Chordata; Actinopteri; Perciformes; Nototheniidae
Product: vesicular, overexpressed in cancer, prosurvival protein 1-like
Cellular component (GO): cytoplasmic vesicle membrane
Source: RefSeq, a predicted model, not a curated record